CACACAACAUUCAACAGCAAGAUCCCUAACUGGUCUAAUCCCGCUGGACAUAUUCAACAGGAUAAGGUUGGAUUUUUCUUUCCAAAGCGUUUUUUUCCCCCUUUCAUUUUGCAACUUUCUCUUGGAAUUUUGAAACUGACUCCAAUUCUUUAAACUUGCUUUUUUUUUUUUUGCAAGUAUUUUGGAUACAUCUCUUCUGAAGAAAAUGCGGCUAAAUUGUUCAAAAGAACCUCUUGCAAGCUUGUCCUGGUCACUGGAAACAUAAAAAGGGCAUACAGUCACCAUCCACGGUGCCAAUGAACUGGUAAAUGAAACACAGAAUAAGGGUUUUUAGUGAAAGAGUAGAAUGAUUAUGCAGCAUUACACAGAUGACGUUUUGAUCUGAGUAUUUAAGUCUGGGUAAAUAAUUUAAGAUGUUUUGUAAGAAAUGCGGAGUCUUUUAAUUUUUCAACCUUAAUAUGUGAAAAAACACAUUUUUUACUUGAUGUAACUGAGUUGAACACAACUGUGCCCAAAAAUGAACAUGGGCUUCAACUUAAGUGCUACAACGUCCUCUGUAGUCACCAGUAUCAUGGUGACCACCAACAGAACAGGACAGGACUAUCUUGCUGCAGGACCCUGGAGUCUGAUCAUACUGGUCAUUAUCAUACUGACCAUCGUGGUGGGAAACCUGCUGGUCAUCAUAGCCAUUGCACAUACCUCGCAGCUACAGACCAUGACCAACAUCUUCAUCAUGUCUCUGGCCUGUGCAGACCUUAUAAUGGGGGUGCUGGUGGUGCCUCUGGGGGCCACCAUUGUGGUGACAGGGAAGUGGCAGCUCAGUGACACCUUCUGUGAACUGUGGACUUCUGUGGAUGUCCUCUGUGUGACAGCGAGCAUUGAGACGCUGUGCGUGAUAGCAGUGGACCGCUACAUAGCCAUUACGAGGCCAUUACGACACAAGGUUCUUCUCAAUAAGUGUCGUGCCAGGCUAAUCGUUUGUUUGGUGUGGAUUGUAUCUGCCCUCAUCUCUUUUGUACCCAUCAUGAACAAGUAUUGGCGUGCAGAGGAUGACCCCGAGGCAAUGAACUGUUAUGAGGACCCUGCAUGCUGCGACUUUGUGACCAACAGGACAUUUGCCAUCACAUCCUCUGUGGUGUCUUUUUACAUCCCUUUGCUCAUAAUGAUAUUUGUUUACGCCAAAGUAUUUCUAAUAGCCACAAGACAGGUACAGCUCAUAGAUAAGAAUCGGAUGCGCUUCCAGAACGACUGUCCAUCGACACAGAUGGCGUUUGGCCAACAGAUGAACAACAUCCUGCCAUCAGUGUGCGUUGGCUCAAGCAACUAUAGUGGUCAGACCCGUCGAAAGAAUUCAAAACGAAGGCCAUCACGGCUAAUGGUUGUUAAGGAGCACAAGGCCAUCAAGACCUUAGGCAUUAUCAUGGGCACCUUCACCCUGUGCUGGCUGCCUUUCUUUGUCGCCAACAUCAUCAACGUGUUCGACAGAAACGUUCCAUCAAAAGAGAUCUUUCGCCUGUUGAACUGGCUGGGCUAUGUCAAUUCUGGCCUCAAUCCCAUCAUCUACUGCAGGAGUCCGGAGUUUCGUGCCGCUUUCAAAAACCUGCUAGGGUGCCCCUGGCUGUCCACCCCAAGGCUCAAUACUUUCCAUAAAGAGCUACGUACUCGCUGCUCCUGUUUCCUGUGGCAGGCUGAGUCCGGCACAGCCGGCUCAUUCCAGAAGACUCCGACCAUGGUGACUGAGUGGAAUGAGAGCCUGGCCAGCGGUCAGGGCAGCAUCCAGAGCGAGGAACCCUCGCCAGGACCCCCCUACUCCAAUGGCAGCACACAGUUCAGUGACUUGUCAGAACCAGAAACAGAAAUUUUUGCACUGCAGGAAAAGAACGGAUGAGAGACCUACGAUGUCAAACCACUGAGAUUAACAACAAAUGGACAGUUGCUGCACGGGGCUGAGACCCAAUAGCACCAAGGACAAGUGCAGGGCAUGGCAGAGAGACACCCGGCCUGGUAAAGGCUCAGUAGCUGAGUGAAGGUGACUCUAGCGGGAGGGUCAACUGAAUGGACUGUACAGACAUAGCUAGUCUGGAUUGGGUAGAAACGCUGCGAUGGCAACAACCCACGACCAAAAAACACUGGCUGUGGGGCUCCAUGGAUGGGAGAUUGUGUGCUGAAUCUCAGCGUGACUGACACUAUGCUGAACUUUCCCGUUUCAUCUACAUACGGUUCAUGGCAGAAAGCCCCUCUCUGCACCUCAUGCAGAAAAUAUCUUUGUUAACUAAGAAUACAUUCCAAUUAACAUUUUUUGAUACAAUAUGUUUGAAUUUUGGAUUAGAACGACAGAAUUAAAAAUCUUUAUCGAGUAAGUUAUGUAGUAAGUUAUGUAUUUAUGAUAUACUAAAUCUGUAAUAAAAUACAACAGUAGGUUAAUUUAACACAGGACUAUCAUCCUAAAUAGGCUGUCCUCACUGUCCAAUAGAGGAACUGCAGGCUUUUACCCACUACCAUGGUACAAACACCUCCAGUGUAAUGUCAAUAAAAAUCAAAGGGCUCUGCAUUAAAAUGUUCAUGCUUCAUGUCCGUAUUCAGCCUUAAUCUCUGGUUUGAACCUGGGGAUUCAUUGCUGUACAUUAGUUAUCUCACCCAAGCCUUUUACAUGAUGUUAAGGUAACAAAAUGCCUUGCACUGAGAGAUGAAAUAAUGCAAAGAUGUGCUAAUAAACAGUAGUAAACUGAAAAUUCA
Lampris incognitus (smalleye Pacific opah) is the source of this 2736-nucleotide messenger RNA. It is a transcript of the gene adrb3a, whose product is annotated as adrenoceptor beta 3a. Lineage: Eukaryota; Metazoa; Chordata; Actinopteri; Lampriformes; Lampridae. The record is from RefSeq and is a predicted model, not a curated record. The transcript is spliced from 2 exons. Gene Ontology annotation, cellular component: membrane. Gene Ontology annotation, biological process: norepinephrine-epinephrine-mediated vasodilation involved in regulation of systemic arterial blood pressure; adenylate cyclase-activating adrenergic receptor signaling pathway. Gene Ontology annotation, molecular function: epinephrine binding; norepinephrine binding; beta3-adrenergic receptor activity. The coding region runs from base 518 to 1888 and encodes 456 amino acids.